UAAGGGAGAGGCCCUGCUGUUUCUCAGGCAUGGCCGUGUCACUGCUGUGGGUUUGCGUGGGCCUCUGGCUACCAGCUCAGACUCAGGGAGCUCUGAUCAUCUCCAAGAGAAAUGCUCUGUCUCAGGAGGCCAAAGGAGAUGAGGGUGCCAGGUCUAUACAGAUGGUGGAAGUGUACAGCAUUACGGUGGACUGUACCGUGACAUCUCGUUUUGCUCACACUGUCAUGACCUCCAAGGUUCUGAAUAAAGGGAAGUCCUCACAGGAAGUCUUCUUCGAAGUGGAGCUGCCCAAGACUGCCUUUAUUACCAACUUCAGCAUGGAAAUUGAUGGUAAGCUCUACAUCAGCGAAGUGAAGGAGAAAGAAACAGCCAAAAAACAAUAUGAGAAAGCUGUUUCAUCAGGACAGACUGCAGGACUGGUUAGGGCCUCAGGAAGAAAAAUGGAGCAGUUUUCAGUGUCUGUCAACAUCGCAGCCAAAAGUAACGUGACUUUUACUCUGACCUAUGAGGAGCUCCUCCAGAGGAAACUGGGACAAUAUGAGGUUCUGAUCCGAGUUAAACCCAAGCAACCAGUCCAGGAGUUUCAGAUUGUGGCACACAUCUAUGAGCCACAGGGCAUUGCCUUUCUUGAGGCUUCUGGAACAUUCCUCUCCAAUGAGCUGUUCCCUCUGGUGCAGAAAACUGUCAUGGACACUAAGGCACACGUCUCCUUUUCAACAACACUGGACCAGCAGAGAACAUGUUCAGGAUGUGAACACACUUUGAUUGAAGGAGAUUUCAUCAUUGUGUAUGAUGUGAAACGCAAACGUGGCCUUGGUGAUGUUCAGAUGGCGAAUGGAUACUUUGUCCACUUCUUUGCACCUCCCGAUCUUCAGAGAGUCCCCAAAAAUGUCAUCUUUGUAAUUGAUAGGAGUGGCUCAAUGGAUGGAAGAAAGAUGGUUCAGACCCAUGAAGCUCUGCUUGCCAUUCUGAAAGAUCUCCACCAGCACGACCACUUUGCUCUCAUCCAGUUUGACUAUCAAAUUAUCUCAUGGAAGAAAACUCUUGUCAAGGCAACUCCACAAAAUGUGUCAGAAGCCAUGACCUAUGUAGAGAAAUUAUCUGCCAGAGGAGGCACCAACAUUAAUGAUGCCGUACUGAAGGCGGUGCACCUGCUGUUGAAAGACCGAAAGAAAAACAAGCUUCCAGACAGGAGUGUGGACAUGAUUAUUUUAUUGACUGACGGAAUGCCAAAUGAAGGAGUGUCAAACCUUGGGAAAAUCCAGGAGAAUGUACGCAAUGCUAUCAAUGGCAGCAUGUCUCUGUUCUGUCUUGGAUUUGGAAAUAAUGUGGAUUACUCUUUCCUUGAUGUCAUGAGCAAACAAAACAAAGGACUUGCCCGCAGAAUCUAUGAAGCUUCAGAUGCAACACUUCAACUCCAGGGUUUCUAUGAUGAAGUGGCCAGCCCUCUGCUCUCAGAUGUGGACCUGCGUUACCCUGACAACACAGUGGACGUUUUGACCACCAACCACUUCAACCAGCUGUUUAAUGGCUCAGAGAUUGUGGUCGCUGGUCAGAUGAGGGACAGUGACAUGAACAACUUGGCGGUGGAAGUAUUUGCCAAGGGGCCGGAAGAGGACUUCCAGGUUCACGGACAUGCCAGUGCUAUGGACUGGGAUGUAAUCUACCCAGAUGAGAAUUACAUUUUUGGGAAUUUCACAGAGCGCCUGUGGGCCUACCUCACAAUCCAACAGCUACUGGAGAAGAGUAACACUGGUACUCAAUUGGAGAAAGCCAGUGCUACAGCCAAAGGCCUGGACAUGUCCCUGCGAUACAGCUUUGUCACCCCUCUAACCUCCAUGGUGGUCACCAAACCUGAAACUGAUGGCACAGACAGCUCUCUCAUUGCUGAUAAACUGACUGAAGCACAGCGACAAAGAGCAGAAGCAGUGCAAUUGAUAGUACUGCAAAGGAGACCACCCAUAGCUCGACUUAAAGGUCCCUCGGCCCAUGCUCCCAGGUCCCAUGCUCAGCCAGCUGUGGAUGGAGAUCCUCAUUUCAUGAUUGAACUGCCAGACAGUGAUGACGCACUUUGUUUCAACAUCAAUGACAAACCAGGAACCAUUUUUAACCUGGUCAGAGAACCAAAAUCAGGAUUUUUUGUGAAUGGCCAGAUUAUUGGGAAAAAGGUUGUUGCAUCAGAUGGAAAUGUCAACACUUACUUUGGCCGUUAUGGAAUCAUUCACAAGUCUCAUGGGGUGAGAAUGGAGGUCAGCACUCAGGACAUCUCAGUGUGGCAGGACAGCAAACAGAUUAAGCUGCUGUGGUCCAAUACUGCGUCCAUCAAUGGAACAGACAUGAACCUGAAGUUGACAGAGAACUGCAGCCUGAUAGUCACUUUGAGACACUCAGUCAAAUUCCUCAUUGUUCGACACACAAAAGUGUGGAAAAGACACCAUGACCAACAGCACUACCUGGGUUUCUACACACUGCACAGUCACCACUUGGCCCGUGGUGUUCAUGGCCUGCUCGGUCAGUUUUAUCACGGUGUGGCAUUUGAAGUCACAGACCUGCAUCCAACAGAAACCUCAGAGCAACCGGAUGCCACCAUGCACGUGAAAGGUCAAACACUAACUGUGACCAGACAUUGGCAGAAGGACUUCAGCAGGGACUUGAAAAAUGGAGAAAGUGUUCACUGCUGGUUUGUCUGCAAUAACGGGACGGGUCUCAUCGACGGACGUGCCUCUGACUACAUAGUGUCAAGCCUUUUUGAGACUGAGUUUUGCUGAUUGGCUCCAGAUGUGAGGGGCUCAGGCGGGUGUCCGGGACUGGGGCCCCGCCGCAGUCCGC
This is a messenger RNA of Thalassophryne amazonica, 2829 nucleotides long. RefSeq names its product inter-alpha-trypsin inhibitor heavy chain H3-like. Gene Ontology annotation, molecular function: serine-type endopeptidase inhibitor activity. NCBI's taxonomy places the organism in Eukaryota, Metazoa, Chordata, Actinopteri, Batrachoidiformes, Batrachoididae. Gene Ontology annotation, biological process: hyaluronan metabolic process. The record is from RefSeq and is a predicted model, not a curated record. Bases 30 to 2768 code for a protein of 912 amino acids. The transcript has 23 exons.